Messenger RNA from Poecilia reticulata (guppy), 1880 nucleotides. It is a transcript of the gene timm23a, whose product is annotated as translocase of inner mitochondrial membrane 23 homolog a (yeast). The record is from RefSeq and is a predicted model, not a curated record. NCBI's taxonomy places the organism in Eukaryota, Metazoa, Chordata, Actinopteri, Cyprinodontiformes, Poeciliidae. Gene Ontology annotation, molecular function: transmembrane protein transporter activity. Gene Ontology annotation, biological process: protein import into mitochondrial matrix. Gene Ontology annotation, cellular component: TIM23 mitochondrial import inner membrane translocase complex.
UCUGCUAGCAAAAUUAAAGUAACAAUUUAAGCACAAUAAGUUUCGUAGUGGUAGUUAUUUCUUAAUUUGAAUAUGAGGAAUUGUUUGUUUGCUAACAAAAUCAGCAUAAAUAACUUUAGGUAUAAACAAGUGAUAAAUAUAUUAGCAGAACGUAAACUUUAGUGCUCGUUUAAUUCAGAAAAUCCUAUAUAUAUAGGUAUCCAAGAUGGAUUUGCCACUCAUAACAGGGCGGAUGCGCUGUCGUAUCAUUUUUACAGGGCAAUGAGAUCUACUCUUCCGUUUCAAAAAGCCAUUGAGUUGUCGUAAAUUUGUUCAUGAAUUUAUUAAAGAGGGGAAGAAAACAAAAAAUUUGACGCUUAAAAUUCACUGCGACUUUUAAUAUUUAGGCAUUACAUUAUACGUAGUGAAAUAUUUUUGGGGAAAUGGGAGUUUUAAUUUUAAGUCUYAACAACUUGGUUGUUGACGUAACAGUUUGUUACCGGUGAUCGCUUUACGGCAGAGCGUGCUGCUGGAGGUCAGGGACAUGAUCACACGAGAAUCUCAGUAGUUUCUUAGUAGUAAACGUUGAUUUUGUAAGAAAGAUUAUACUGGAAUACAGAAUAUUCUCGGAUUGAAUAUUUUCUGCUGGUGUUGGAAAAAUCCAGCGGCACGUUUUUAGAAGUUUACAGGCUCUAGUCCGAGUGUCCAGAGAGGGUUACAGCCAUGGACAACAACUCUCAGGGCUCGGGRGGAUUCAAAGGGGGCCUCGGGGGGCUCUUUGGUGGCGGUGGUGCUCCUGAAUACUCCAACACAGAGCUCGCCGGUGUCCCACUGACAGGCAUGAGUCCUCUUUCACCUUAUCUCAACGUCGACCCUCGUUUCCUGGUUCAGGACACAGAUGAGUUCAUUUUACCAACAGGGGCCAACAAGACAAGAGGGAGAUUUGAACUGGCUUUCUUCACCAUUGGAGGCUCGUGUAUGACAGGAGCCUCACUGGGAGCUUURAAUGGUCUGAGGUUGGGCUUGAAGGAGACGAGAGACAUGGCAUGGUCCAAACCUCGCAACGUACAAAUUCUGAACAUGGUGACCAGGCAGGGGGCUUCGUGGGCCAACUCUCUAGGCUCUGUCGCUCUGUUGUAUAGUGCUUUUGGUGUGGCGAUAGAGAAAGCCAGAGGGGCAGAAGACGACAUUAACACAGUGGCUGCUGGCACGUUAACAGGGAUGCUCUUCAAAUCCAGCGGGGGAUUAAAGAGCGCGGCCCGUGGAGGUCUGGUUGGUUUAGCCGUAUCCGGUGCCUACGCUCUUUACAACAACUGGGAUCAUCUCACCGGCUCCUCGCCCACGUCCCGCCUCUACUAGCCUCUUCCACGCCGUGGCUACUUCGUCGUUAGGUCCAAGUAUCUGGAGGACACAGCCUUUAACCAAAACUGCUAGGUUUGAGUUAAAUUCGGUGUUCUUUUCCCGACUCCUGUCACUCACAGGGGAAUUGAGAGAAAAAGUUUAUUCCUGUGGAAAUCCAGAUCAUUUGUGUUAGUCCCGAUCAGUGAGGAUCUGGUAUGAAAUCCAGACACUUAAGUUUUAUUGUUUAUGAAUGAGUCGUCCGUCUCCAGUGAUGCCAUGCUGAGAGACAUUUAGGUUAAAUGAGCCAAUUUAUGGGACAGCACCCGGAGUGUGGUCCAGACGAGGUGUUUUCAGACUGAAAGACUCGCCACCUGUAAAAAUGGAACAAAUCCUGAUGGUCUGAUGACUUGUAUUUAUUAUUAAAACGUAUGUUAGUGGUUUCUGCUCUGUGAGAGUGGAAGUCACCGUAAAGCUGUACCGGAACUGCUUACUUUUCGUGUUUCUCCAUCAAGUACGCUGUUUGAUAAAAUGAAAUAAAAUGAAACGGAAAUGUUCACAGA